Molecule: messenger RNA, 792 nt
Organism: Symbiodinium sp. CCMP2592
Lineage: Eukaryota; Dinophyceae; Suessiales; Symbiodiniaceae
Source: the annotation of a GenBank genome assembly
AUGUUUGCCCGAACAUUGCUGCUCGUGCUGGCCGCGAUUUCUGUGGAUGGCACCAGGGUGUCUAUGCAGAACUUGGCCACUGCCGAGGCCUCUGACCUUGAGGCUCAGCAGAAGAAGCAGCUCGCCAAAACGACUCAGCUGUUCCAGCCCCAGGCGCAGCAGGAGGCGCAGCUCGCCAAAGCGAAGAAGCUCUUCCGGACCCUGCUCCAGGACGAGGAGGCAGAAGUGACUGAGAAACCCAUCGCGGAGACGAGCGUGCCGCCUACUACGACCACCACCUCCAUGACCGCCACGAGGGGGCAGCCUCCGGCCAUCUCCGUCGAAGAGGCUGCCAGGCGAGGCGAUGUGGCGGCCCUCACGCAGCACCUCCAGGCCGGGACCGACUUGAGUGCCAAAUUGAACUGUAACUCUUUCGGAUGGACCGCGGCGCACCGGGCUGCAGAGUUUGGCCAAGUGGCGGCGCUGAAGUUCCUCCACGAGGCAGGUGUCAACCUCAGCGCGACAGACAACGACGGUUUCACGCCGGCCGUCUUUGCCGCCCGGGAGGGGGAGACGGAGGCGCUGGAGUUCUUGGCCAAGGCGGGGGCCGACCUGCAGAAGGCGAACCGACAUGGACUGACCCCUGCGCACGCUGCCGCUUACCGCGGCCACGUGGACGCCCUGCGGGUCCUCAUCCAGGCCGGUGUCGACCUCAACGUCCAAGACUCUAUCGGAAACACGCCGGCCGAUUUUGCUCGCGAAGCACCAUCCAGAGGCGCUGAAGCUUCUCCUCGAGGUCAGCGAGGGAACUAG